GACGGUGUGUACCUAUCUCGCUCGUCGCCGUCGUUGGGGUCGCGAGACCGCGGCGGCGGCGGGCGGCGAGGGGCCGCCGGCGCCGAGGCAUCCGCGACCGCGAGGCGGGGGAUGGCGCGCGGCGACGACGGCGAGCGGCUGCCUGUCGCUGUUGGCGUGCUUCCAUGGCAGCAGCAGCAGCAACAACAACCUACGGUUUCUGUUUCUCCCCCAAAUUCCAAGAAGUCAAACAUAACUUUAGUUGUACAUGAUGAUGUGUUUCGUUCUGGUGGACUACAAUAUGUUCAACCAAAAAGAAAGGAAAUUUGUCUCCACCACAAGUCUUACAUGUCGUCAAGAGAGUGGCGAAGAGUCUUAAAAGCAUCCCAAGAUCAUCUGCAAAUUCCCCCAUGGCUAGCUUGGUUGACCCGGCAAGGUUGCAGAAAUUGUUUUCUUUUCCUUCUUUUAAUGAAUGGGAGAACUUCUGCUCUGGUCGAUAUUGGUUAUCCACAUUUCCAUUCCUCUCAGAGGAUGUAUACUAUAUAAUAUUGGGUACCUUCUUGUUUCCCAUCUUAUGGGUUCAACAAAAGAAACUAUAAUAGCUAGCAUGCAGCUGGUUUUGCUAUCGAUCAUAGCAUCCACUGUCAUGUUGGUGGCAUCUGGAGCACCUCCUCCCACUGCUGCUAGUCUUGCUCCCUGCCCCAAAACAUGUGGAGAAGUGAACAUCUGGUAUCCUUAUGGUAUCGGGCCUGGUUGCUUUCGGCAGGGCUUUGAGCUUACUUGCGACACCACCAGCAAACCUUUGAAGCUCUUCUUGGGAAACACUAUGACUCAGGUGAUUAGCCUCUAUCCUUCAGGAACUGUCCUUGCCUCUAUCAUGUACACUAUCCCCAUGAUUCAUGGAGUUGACACCUACAACUUGUCAUGGGACUCUCCUGGGAGGAAUCUCAACGUUGAGACCUACAAUUACUUGGCGUUCCUCGGUUGUGGGAUCGGGGUUUACCUGUUCCAUCCAGAUACUGGUAACCUUGUGGGUCAUUGCACGAUCAAGUGUGCCUCCAUGGAGGAAAUGCACAUGGCAACCGAAGGAGGGAUUUGCAAUGGCAUGGGUUGCUGCACUGUCACAUUCCCGGUGUUAUUUCGAGGUUUUAGAGUGACCAUUGUUAAGAGUAACGAGACAAUACCGCAGCCCUUCAACAAUAUCACCAUCAAGGCUUUCUUAACCUUCCGUCCUUACAUUUUUAGCAUUGCGGAUCUCCUGUCCAAUAAGAUAAAUGCAAGCACCAUUGGUGCUUCCAUGGCAUACCUCUCGACUGUCAUCGCAGAUGAACCAAAUUGUCCAACAGCUCGGUUGGAUAAUAAGACACAAUUUGCCUGUGGCAGUAACAAUUGCAUAGAUGUGGCAAAUGGAGGUUAUUCUUGUGCUUGCCCAGGAAAUUCUGAUGAUGGCAAUCCCUACCUUCUUGAUGAUUGCAAACAAGAGUUUAACCCUACCCCGAAAAAGAAUUGUUCUAGAUCAUGUGGUAGCACAAAUAUUCCUUUCCCGUUUGGGCUUGAGCCAGGCUGUUUUGCUAAGAGGAGAUUUCAACUGAGUUGUGCAUCAAAUCGCACUCUUAUUGGAAGACCACCUGCAAAAUAUGAAGUGACAAAUAUAUCAUUAGAUGAAGGACUCCUUUAUGUUAACAAGCUUUCAGAAUUUGAAGAUGCCAACACAAAGUAUUUAUCAGUAUACUAUGGUGGUUCUGGAUAUUUUGGCCAACAAUUAAUUUAUGGUUUGGAAAAGUCUGAUUUAUCUGAAGAGUAUGGUGUUUGGAAGUGGUCUGUGACCAAUUUGACGUGUGAAGAUGCAAAAAGCAAAAGUGCAUAUGCAUGUGUUAGCACAAACAGCGAGUGUCUUGAUGUUACACAUGGGAAGCUAUAUAUUGGUUAUCGUUGCAAGUGCUCUCUUGGAUUUGAAGGAAAUCCUUAUGUCCAAAAUGGAUGUACAGAUAUUGAUGAAUGCUCUAUACCAAACUAUUGUAAUGGGACAUGUUAUAACUUUAAAGGAAGCUAUAGUUGUUGUCCUCAUGGUAUGUCUUAUGAUCGAGUAAGAAGGCAGUGCACUUCCAAUAAGAGGCAAAAUAUUGUUUUGGGACUUGCCAUUGGGAUUAGCAGUGGUUUUGGAGUUCUAGCUCUUACAUUAAUUGCAGCUAUAUUAUUCAAAAGGUGGAAGAGAAGCACUCGGAAGAAAAUUCGAAGGGCAUACUUCCGAAAAAACAAAGGCCUUCUCUUGGAGCAGCUGAUCUCAUCCAGUAACAAUGUUACUCCUAACACAAGAAUAUUUUCUUUGGAAGAUUUAGAGAAAGCAACCAACAACUUUGACCCAACACGUAUCCUUGGAUAUGGAGGCCAUGGUACUGUUUACAAGGGGAUUUUAUCCGAUCAACGAGUGGUUGCCAUAAAGAGGUCCAAAAUUGUGGAGCAGAGUGAGAUUGACCAAUUUGUUAAUGAGGUUGCCAUCCUUUCCCAGAUUAUUCAUCGUAAUGUGGUGAAACUUUUUGGUUGUUGCCUUGAAUCUGAGGUGCCUCUUCUAGUGUAUGAAUUCAUUUCUAAUGGCACACUUCAUGGUCUUCUUCAUGGUGAUCUGAGCACCAAUUGUUUGUUGACAUGGGAUGAUCGAAUGAGGAUUGCUCUAGAGGCUGCAGGGGCACUUGCUUAUCUCCAUUCCUCUGCUGCAAUGCCAAUCUUCCAUAGAGAUGUGAAAUCAACUAAUAUACUCUUGGAUGGUACCUUCACUACUAAGGUUUCAGAUUUCGGUGCUUCUAGGUCCAUUUCCAUUGAUCAAACUCGCGUAGUUACAAUAGUACAGGGGACAUUUGGGUACUUAGAUCCAGAAUAUUUCUAUACAAGCCAAUUAACCGAGAAGAGUGAUGUUUAUAGUUUCGGUGUGAUACUUGUUGAACUCCUAACAAGGAAGAAGCCAAUUUUUCUCAACUGUCUUGGUGAACAGAAAAAUUUGUGCCACUGUUUUCUUCAAAGCCUAAGAGAUAAAACAACAAUGGAUAUACUGGAUUCUCAAGUUGUAGAGGAAGCUAGCCAUAGAGAGAUUGAUGAAAUGGCCUCAGUUGCAGAGAUGUGCUUAAAGACUAAAGGAGCAAAGAGACCUAAAAUGAAAGAAGUGGAGAUAAGACUGCAACUCCUAAGAGCUGCAAGAUCAAGGGCAUACAAGGAAGACUUACAAAGGAGCAGCGAAAUAAAGCCGUUAUUAACUCCGAAGUACAAAUGUACUUCCCUGAACAGCACCAAGAAUGUUGAAAUGGGCCUUGUUGCUAAUCCAGAAUCUCAGGUUGUCUCUAGGUGCUAUACCAUGGAGAGAGAGAUGAUGUACUCUUCACAGUUUCCUCGCUGAUUGUAUUUGUUUCGACCCUUGUAAUGAUUUAUUUAUUUUUCGCUUAUUUUUGUAGACUGUACAAAAUGAAUGGCACAGACCAAUCGAUUUCUCUGUAUGCAGCAGCUCUAUCUAUUUUUGUGGAGUGGUUAGUUGCAACAGCUCUA
Molecule: messenger RNA, 3513 nt
Organism: Oryza sativa Japonica Group (Japanese rice)
Lineage: Eukaryota; Viridiplantae; Streptophyta; Magnoliopsida; Poales; Poaceae
Product: wall-associated receptor kinase-like 8
Biological process (GO): cell surface receptor signaling pathway; protein phosphorylation
Cellular component (GO): plasma membrane
Molecular function (GO): ATP binding; polysaccharide binding; calcium ion binding
Source: RefSeq, a predicted model, not a curated record